AUGCCGGGCCUAAGCUGUAGGUUCUAUCAGCAUAAGUUUCCAGAGGUGGAAGAUGUAGUGAUGGUCAACGUUCGGUCCAUUGCUGAAAUGGGAGCCUAUGUCAGCCUGCUGGAGUACAACAACAUUGAAGGCAUGAUCCUUCUCAGUGAGCUAUCCAGAAGACGUAUUCGUUCCAUAAACAAACUCAUCCGCAUCGGGAGGAAUGAAUGCGUUGUGGUCAUAAGAGUUGACAAAGAGAAAGGUUAUAUUGACUUGUCAAAAAGAAGAGUUUCUCCAGAGGAGGCAAUCAAAUGUGAAGACAAAUUCACAAAAUCAAAGACUGUUUACAGCAUCCUUCGUCAUGUUGCUGAAGUCUUGGAGUACACUAAGGAUGAGCAGCUUGAGAGUCUGUUCCAGAGAACUGCCUGGGUAUUUGAUGACAAGUACAAAAGACCAGGAUAUGGUGCUUAUGAUGCAUUCAAGCACGCAGUCUCGGACCCUGCAAUCCUGGAUAGCCUGGAUCUGACAGAGGAAGAGAGACGUGUAUUGAUUGACAAUAUUAACAGACGUCUGACACCACAAGCAGUCAAAAUCCGAGCUGAUAUUGAGGUGGCCUGUUAUGGUUAUGAAGGCAUAGAUGCAGUAAAAGAAGCUUUGAGAGCAGGCUUGAACUGUUCCACGGAGAACAUGCCCAUUAAAAUUAAUCUGAUAGCUCCUCCUCGUUAUGUGAUGACUACUACGACACUGGAGAGAACUGAAGGACUGUCUGUUCUAAAUCAAGCCAUGGCUGUAAUUAAAGAAAAAAUUGAGGAGAAGAGAGGAGUCUUUAAUGUGCAGAUGGAGCCUAAGGUGGUUACUGACACAGAUGAGACUGAGCUUGCAAGGCAGUUGGAAAGACUGGAGAGGGAAAAUGCUGAAGUGGAUGGGGAUGAUGAUGCCGAGGAAAUGGAAGCCAAAACUGAAGACUAAAUAUUCUGGGAUAUUUAGAAGAGACAGACCGUAUGAAAAAUUAGAGACCCCACUGCAAACACUCUGGGCUAAAUGUUUUCAGUAUUGAAAACUUCAAAUGCAAAUACUUGAAGUGUUUUACUGUUUUCAAAAGACCAAUAUGUGAAAGGCUCUUCUACAUAACAUUUGGUGCAGCAGCUUACACAAAUUGAAUCCUUUGAAGGGGAGGUGCCUAGUCAAAUUCAAGACACAGAUCUGGCCAGAGGGAGGUUGCAGCUCCAUGCUUAACAUUCUCAUACAUAACAAUUCCUGAUUGGUAAUUACAGCUCAGUGCUUCUGUUAAUGAUCUUUCCUGGGAGCACCAAAACCAAGCAGGCUGAGCAGUUCUAUACAGAAUGUAUUUGAGCAAAUAUUCAAUAAAUUUCUGGGCUAUGUAAUUCCAA
Molecule: messenger RNA, 1370 nt
Organism: Opisthocomus hoazin
Lineage: Eukaryota; Metazoa; Chordata; Aves; Opisthocomiformes; Opisthocomidae
Source: RefSeq, a predicted model, not a curated record